Molecule: messenger RNA, 2031 nt
Organism: Dictyostelium purpureum
Lineage: Eukaryota; Evosea; Eumycetozoa; Dictyosteliales; Dictyosteliaceae
Exons: 2
Biological process (GO): G protein-coupled receptor signaling pathway
Cellular component (GO): plasma membrane
Molecular function (GO): G protein-coupled receptor activity
Source: RefSeq, a predicted model, not a curated record
AGACCGUUUAGAUUAAUAGUGCUAGGCUCAGGUCCAUUUACUGAUUUAGGUUUUAAUAAUAUGGUAAACCAAGGAAGAAUCGGUGUUUCUAAGGCUUUAAAUAUUUCAGAUACAGAUUUUUAUAAUAUUAAAAGUCAAGAUGAUAUGGAUAAUUUAGUAGAACCAUUAGUAAGAGAUGGAUUAGUAGAUUUUGUAAUUUGCUCAAGUUUAGAUGUAAAGGAUGGUUGCGUAUCAAUUGCCACUCGUUAUGAAAAUACUUCAAAAACACAAUUUUUACUUAGAGGUAGUUCAAAGGUCACCAAAAACACUAUGUCAGUUACUUAUAAUUUUGCUUCAAUAAAUUAUAUUAGUGGUUAUUUUGCAGGUCUCCAAACCAAAACAAAUAAUAUUGGUUUCUUAUCACCUGGUGUCACUGCUAACAAUAAUAAUGACUCUUUUGUAUAUGCUUUCUGGGCCGGAGCUAAGCUUGCAAAUCCUAAAGUUAACUUUUUUUAUUAUAAUAUCGGUUCAUAUUAUAAUUAUGACAAAACUAUCCGUGCCACAAAAGAGUUGAUUGAGGUUUAUAACUGCGAUAUCUUGGGUGAUACUCUGGAUGACUUUACUUUGGGCAAUGUUGUUAUAGAUUCAGGUUUAAGAGCUAUUGGUACCAAUGGUUUCCCACAAAGAAAGGUCUAUGGUGAAAAUGUAUGGUAUGCUUACUCUUAUAACUGGACAAAGGCAUUCUUACCUUUCACACAAAGAGUAAUGAACAAUUUAGAUCCAUCCAAACCACACAUCAAUAAUACAAACUCUUAUAUGGAUUUCAGCUCAAAUAAAGAAAAUAGUUUUUUCGAAUUAGACUUUGCUAUUGACGUCUCUGAUAAUAUCAAGCAAGAAAUUUUAGAUCACGUUUAUAAUUUAACACAAACUCCAAGAGCUUCACACCCAUAUUAUUGUAACAAAUUACUUGCCAAUUAUUCGCUCCCAUACAAUAAAACAUCAGGUUGCAUCUCUGCAUCAUCUUUCUUUUAUAUCAAUGCACCAGUAGACGGAAUGACAUAUUUGGGUUUAUAUAACAUUUCUUUAAACGAAGCUAAAUCUUCCCUUUCAGUUCAAUAUGCUUUUUCAAUUGUUUCAGGGCUUUUAAUUUUAAUGGUUUUGUUUAUGAUGCUAGGUAUCGCACUUUUUAAUAAAACUCCUUCAAUUCGUUCAGCUUCUCCAAUUUUCCUUGGUUUCAUUUUAAUUGGGGGAAUGAUUGUAUAUAUUGGAGGUAUAGUUUGGGUUAGUCCAGUUUCUACACAUCAAUGUAAUGCCAGAUUAUGGUUAGUUACACUCGGUUUUACAACUUUAAUUGGUUCAUUGGUAAUUAAAAACGUAAGAAUUUGGUUAAUUUUCGACAAUCCAGAAUUAAAAGCAAUUAAAAUCACCAAUUAUCAACUCUUCCCAUGGGUCGGUGCAUUCUUACUCAUCAAUGUCCUUUUAAUGGGUAUCUUAACCGGUGUUGGAGACUUAAGAAUGGUUGAAGAAACUGGUAUCGAUGGAAUUGGCAAAUACGAAUUCAUGAAGGUUUGUAAAAUGAACAGUCAAGGUGCUGCCACUCUUUACACUAUUCUCGCUUACUUUGCAGCUCUUUUAUUAGUUGGUGUUUUCGUUUCAUGGAAGAUUCGUAUUGUAGAUAUUCAUGAGUUCAACGAAUCUAAACCAAUUGCAAACACACUCUAUGCCAUUAGUUUCUGUCUAUUCGUUAUCGUGCCACUUAUGGUUGCUCCACAAGAAAAACAAUCAGAAACUAUUGUUUUAUGUACAGCUGGUCUUUUCAUUACUACCGCAGCUUUAGCAAUUCUUUUCAUACCAAAGUUCUGGAGGGUACUUAGAAUUCAUAGUGGUGGUGAAAGCUCAAGCGAUUUCUUCAGUAAAAAGAAAUCAUCAAAUGUAGCUACAGCACGUGCUGAAAGUGCAAGUAAAGGUUCUCAAGGUAGUGCUAAAAGUUCAGGUAAAGUUAACCGUAGAGGAAAUAUAGUAGAAGAUUUUACUGAUGAUUCAGAAUCAUCA